Peronospora belbahrii is the source of this 2244-nucleotide messenger RNA. The record is from the annotation of a GenBank genome assembly. NCBI's taxonomy places the organism in Eukaryota, Oomycota, Peronosporomycetes, Peronosporales, Peronosporaceae.
AUGCUGGUUAUGGCCCAAUGUGCCCCAAAUCCAAGUUUUACAAUUCCAUCACUUGCUUCCUCUGUUUUGAAACCGGCACAAUUGACUCUGCACGACGUGAAAACAAGCCUCAACAAAACCGACACUUCCGUUCCCGUUAUUGGCGCACUUCCAUUCAAGGCGCAGUGCAAAUCAGCUGUUGCUUUAGUGAACGAGCGUCGCAUAGACUUUGUUCGGGCAAAGAAUGUCCGCACGAUCGGUCGAUUGUAUGGCAGCGCAAAUGAAAAGAUGAAACAUAAGAAGAAGGAACUGACCACUGCCAAGUCAGUGGAGAGGAUGUUAGUCUGGCAACACCCGAAGAAAAUCGGUCCAGGCUUUGCUAAUCUUGGUAACACGUGCUACCUUAACUCGGUACUGCAAUGUCUGACCCACACUCCUUGUUUUGCUCAGCUUUUAUUAGACAGAGAAGUGUUUGCGUUGUCUAAUGGCAAUGCAUUACCGUCCAGUAGUGGCCACACUAAAUAUAAAUCCGGUAAUGAUUUUGGCAAAAACGGGUUUUGUGCCAAGUUGGAUGCUAGUGGCUUUUGCAGUAUUCGUGCAAUGUCAAGACUGUUGCAAUCCGUGCAUGGUAACAACGCCGUGCGAGUCUUACAACCGAAAGAGUUUGUGAUGAAUAUUCGUCAUAUAUCAAAACGUUUUCGCAUUGGACGACAAGAAGAUUCGCACGAAUUUUUCCGGUUGCUUUUGGAUUCCAUGCAACGUUCCUGUUUACGAAAGGCGCAUAUCAAGAGUGAAAAUCAUCUGGUUGCAUCUACUACAUUUGUGCAUCGCAUAUUUGGUGGUAAACUAAAAAACUCGCUCAAAUGCGCCAAGUGCGGGUAUGUGUCGGAACGUUUUGACGACUUUUUGGACUUGUCGCUAGAAAUCUCUAGUGGCGUGAAUAGCGUCAAAGGCGCCUUGCGACAGUUUACCACCAUUGAGAAGCUGGACGUCCACAAUUCGUGGAAAUGUUCUAGUUGUGGCAAAUUCAGUUGUGCCGAAAAAGGUCUGACAAUUGCCGAGUGUCCAAACGUUCUUGUGAUUCAGUUAAAAAGGUUCGAUCUUAUGUUUGGCAAAAUUAAACGGCAUAUUGAGUUUUCUUGCUCCCUUGACAUUGCGUCAGGAAUGAGUAAAAUUUGCGAAGAUCGUUGUCAAGGACGUACUAAAUACGAGCUGCACGCAGUUUUGGUCCAUGCCGGAUUUUCUACGGAUUGUGGACAUUACUACGCCUUUGUGAAAGGAUCAUCCGGUCAAUGGUAUGAAAUGAACGAUGAUUCUGUGCGGUGGGUGAGUAUAGACACUGUAUUAAAGCAGAAAGCUUACAUGUUGUUCUACUCGCGAGUGUUACCCUUGUCUGAACGUUUAAAGCUGGAAGGAGAUGAGGCACAUUCUAAGGAAAAUAAUGAGACGAAACAAAGUCGAGUGGCGUCAAAAAGUAUGACAAAGUCGGUGCUGGCGACAACAAAAGAGUUAGACAUGAACGCAAUUCUAACCAGUCUAAAGAUGGUGGUUGCUAAUCAGUUAGAUGCUAAAACUGAUGACAACUUUUCAGAUCCGGCAAAGGUCGAGAAGGCAACUGUAACAUUUAAAGUCACGACGAAGCUGAUAGUGUCUUCAUGGGCUCUUCUUGCCCACCACCGAACGAAAGGUUCAAUACUGUCUAACUUUGGUGGUCACGUUGGUCGACUGUAUCGGUAUGGACUGGCAUUGUGGAAAUCUUGUCCGCGUUUGGUAAUGAACCAAUCUGUGGAGGAAGUGUUAGUGGAUGCCAUAUCGGACGCAAAUAAAAAAAAAGCUGUCACUUGCUCAAAAAAUUUGAUAGGUGCCAUACGAGUGCCGUUUAACCCCUGGCAUGUAAAGAAGGUAGGUGUACGCAACGCGGCGCUCUUUGGUCGAGAGGUGUACACGUGGGCUGACGAGACGGACGUCGAGUAUUCCAAGACGACGAGCAGUAGUGACACUACAUUACAUGAAACGAUUGACAGAGAGUUGACUGCAAAGCGUGACCGGGUGCUGAAUACUCUGAAACAAGAGGAAUGGAUACGCCGCAACACCGGUCGCCAGGGUUGCUGGGAUGAAAACCUUGACAAAGGCAAGGUCAAGAAGGUUAAGAAGCGCAAGGAGUUUGUCGCUAACGAAGGUCGUAAGAACAUCUUUCAGACGACUUUUACGGGCAAGAGAAAAGAUGUCAAGCGGCAGCGCACGACGGCGACCCCGCAGUUGUAG